AUGAAAGAUAGCAAAAAGGCGGUGAGCAAGAACACCAGCUCCAAGCUCCUGAGAAAGGGUAACUACGCUGAGCGUGUGGGUGCCGGAGCGCCGGUCUAUCUGGCUGCGGUGCUCGAGUACCUGACGGCUGAAAUCCUCGAGCUGGCCGGUAACGCGGCCCGGGACAACAAGAAGACCCGCAUCAUCCCCAGGCACCUCCAGUUGGCCGUGCGCAACGACGAGGAGCUCAACAAGCUGCUGGGAGGGGUGACCAUCGCUCAGGGCGGGGUGCUGCCUAAUAUCCAGGCCGUGCUGCUGCCCAAGAAAACCGCCGCUGGGGGCGCCACUAAAAAGUGAAGGGGCCGUUCUGUAACCUGACAACCCAAAGGCUCUUUUAAGAGCCACCCACAACAUCAGUGAAAGAAACUGGACCCUCACCACAGCCGAGUUAAUUUUAAUGUCCUCUGUAUUACUGGGAGACUGGUAACACAAUACUCACCCUGCCAUUAUUGUUAGUGUUAUUGAGCUAUAAUCCGCCCGGACGGAAUGUAUCCAUGAGGUAGUUUCCUGUAAUUGUAUUGGAAAGAUCUGACACUGUUAGAGGAAUAGCAACAAGUUUAGA
Stegostoma tigrinum is the source of this 601-nucleotide messenger RNA. RefSeq names its product histone H2AX-like. The transcript is spliced from 2 exons. The record is from RefSeq and is a predicted model, not a curated record. NCBI's taxonomy places the organism in Eukaryota, Metazoa, Chordata, Chondrichthyes, Orectolobiformes, Stegostomatidae. Gene Ontology annotation, cellular component: nucleosome. Gene Ontology annotation, molecular function: protein heterodimerization activity; DNA binding; structural constituent of chromatin. The coding region runs from base 1 to 336 and encodes 111 amino acids.